AUAUGAUUGAAAAACAUAUUGAAUCGACAAAAUAAGGCAAUAAAUAUGUUUAAACCAAAGAGCAAACCCUCCAAAAACUAUAGAGAUUUGCCUCUCAAUGAUGGCAUCGAUGAGACCAAUUGCGAUGCAAUUGUAUUGAUAUCACUGAAUGCCUCGAAAGAGCAUUUGAGUGGAUCUCUGGCUAAAUAUGCCGAACCUCUGGAGGCCUACAAACAGGCGAACCAUUCAUUUGAUAAGGAGGGAGGGGUU
Oppiella nova is the source of this 249-nucleotide messenger RNA. Lineage: Eukaryota; Metazoa; Arthropoda; Arachnida; Sarcoptiformes; Oppiidae. The record is from the annotation of a GenBank genome assembly.